Molecule: messenger RNA, 6482 nt
Organism: Condylostylus longicornis
Lineage: Eukaryota; Metazoa; Arthropoda; Insecta; Diptera; Dolichopodidae
Gene: inaE
Product: diacylglycerol lipase-alpha
Exons: 15
Coding region: 730-5052 (1440 amino acids)
Biological process (GO): lipid metabolic process
Cellular component (GO): postsynaptic membrane; dendrite membrane
Source: RefSeq, a predicted model, not a curated record
GUAUAUAUAUAUUUAUAUAUAUAUAUAUACAAACAUUGUAAUCUGAAAGUAUGUAUUACUUAUUCUAAAUAUCAUUAUCAUUAUAUUAUUAUUAAAAGUAAAAACAGUAAAAAAGAAAAUACAAGUUACAGAGAUAAACAAAAUUAAAAGGAGAAAACAAAAACACAAAAAGAGAAGGAUAUAUAUAUUAUAUGCAAUAUAUAUAUAUAUACAAGCAUACAAAAGGAUAUCUAAUAAAAACCGAACCCGAUAUUAAAAGAUAUACAAAAAAAUAAAAAAAAGGAAAACAAAAAGGAUACAAGGCAAAAUUUUUUUUUUUUUGGUAUAUAUAUAUAUAUACAUAUUUAUCUAACUCCAUGUGUACAUAGCAAGUACACAUAUAUAAAUAUAAAAUAUGUAUAUAAUAUAAAUAAAGUACAUAACAUUUAAUAUACGAAUAUAGUAAAUUAUAAUUUAAAAAUAAAAAAAAACAUAACCAAAACAAAAUAGCAUCAUAUUAUACUUACAUAUACAUAUACUUAUGUAGUCAGCUACAAGGAUUUAAAGAUUCUUAUAUUUUCAUCGUAUUACAUUCUACUACUUAUACAUAUAUAUACUUACUAUCAGAGAUAUUCGUACAUAUUUAUAUAUUUUGAUAAUAUAUAAAUAAAUAAAUAAAUAACAAUACAUAAUAACAUAUAUAUAUAGAAACAUAUAUAUAUAUAUUUUAUAAGGAAAAACGAAUGAAAUAUGCCUGGUUUGGUUGUCUUCCGACGUCGUUGGUCCGUUGGAUCCGACGAUUUAAUAGUACCAGGUGCAUUUCUUCUAACAAUACAUUUAAUAUGGCUUUUAAUAUUAUGCAUUUCAAUAAGUGUACUGGAUUAUGACAGAUCCAUUUUAAGUAUAAAAUUGCUGUGGUAUUAUAAAAUAGGUUAUUUAGUUAUAUUAAUUUUAUCAGUAGCUGUAGAAUUAGCAAUAUGUAUAACGUCAAUGAGGGGUAGUAUUUUAGAUACAGGGAAGCGAUCAACGAUGAAUUAUUGGAUUUAUCUUAAAAGUGUUGUGAUAUUAUUUGAUAUUGCAUGGUUAGUUUUAGGAAUUAUUUGGAUUAAACAAUAUUAUUUUGAAGCUCCAGUACGUGAAGCUAAAGAAAUUUUAAUAGGAUUACUUAUAACAAAUUGGAUUUUAAUAUUUACAAUAGUUGUUACAAUAUGGUGUACAUUCGAUGCGGCUGGACGUUCAUGGGUUAAAAUGAAAAAAUAUCAAAGAUCGAUGAGAGAAUCUGAAUCACGUUUUAAUUAUAAAAGAAGUAAUAGUAUGAACAGAAAUUGGAGACAAAGGAAAGUAAUUCGUGCAUAUCAAGACAGUUGGGAUCAUCGAUGUCGUUUAUUAUUUUGUUGUAUGGGAGCAUCUGAUAGGACACGUAAUUCAUUUACUGAUAUCGCUCGUUUAUUAAGCGAUUUCUUUCGUGAAUUAGAUGUUGUACCAUCUGAUGUUGUUGCUGGUUUAGUUUUAUUACGUAAAUUUCAAAAAUUAGAGCGUGAAGCUAUAGUUAGACAGCGUAAAAACGGAACAUACGAAUUUUUAAGUGGUGUUCCAAUAACAGAACGUACACAGUUCCUAGCUUUAAAUGACGCCAAAGAUUAUGAUUUUUUUCAAACUGUUAUACAUUAUAUGUACUUUGCUCAAGGAGCAUACGGCUGGCCAAUGUAUCUAAUGAUGAAUAGAUGCCGAGGUGUAUGUCAACUUUGUCCAGAAUUACGAUGUCUACCAUGUUGUUGUAGUAGUAAAGAUUCAGCUGAUAUAAUUAAAGAUAAUUGUUGUUUAUGUAAUUAUGCCGCCCUUAAAAAAACUUUAAGUAUUAGUGAUGUUGAAGUUAUUUAUGCCACAUAUCAUGUUGAUAUUGGUGAAACACCAUUUUUUGUUGCAAUUGAUUACAGUCAAAAGAAAAUUGUUAUUAGUAUACGUGGUACAUUAAGUAUGCAAGAUGUUAUUACAGAUUUAAAUGCUGAAGGUGAGGUAUUACCAUUAGAACCGGCACGUGAAGAUUGGUUAGGUCAUAAAGGAAUGGUACAAGCAGCAAUAUAUAUUAAAAAUAAAUUAGAAGAAGAAAAUCUUAUUGAUAAAGCUUUACAACAUAAUCCAGAUAAAGGUACAGAAGAAUUUGGUUUAACAUUAGUUGGACAUUCAUUAGGUGCUGGUACAGCGGCAAUAUUAGCAAUAUUAAUGAAAACCCAAUAUCCGUCAUUAUUAUGUUAUAGUUAUUCACCACCAGGUGGACUUCUAAGUAUGCCUGCCGUAGAAGCCUCAAAAUCUUUUAUUACUUCAGUAGUUGUAGGAAAAGACGUAGUGCCUAGAAUUGGUCUUCAUCAAAUGGAAGCCCUUAGAGCCGAUUUAAUUAAUGCAAUUAAACGAAGUGUGGACCCAAAGUGGAAGACAAUAACAUGUUCAGCAAUUUGCUGUGGUUGUGGACCUGAACCAACAUCAGUUGUUGAAAUGGCUAGCAAGGAUACAAGAAUUAACCAAUAUAAAGAGCAACGUGAUACAGCUCGAACGACAAGUGUUCAUCCGACUGAUAGUUCAAUAGCGUUAACCUUUCAUCAGCCUUUAUAUCCACCCGGAAGGAUUAUACAUAUUGUUCGACAUCAUCCGAAACCAGAUGAACAUAAAUACGAAAGAGGGUGGAGGAAAGUACUAAAAAAACCUGAACCAGUUUAUCAAGCUAUAUGGGCUGACACAACAGAUUUUGAUGAAGUUAUAAUAUCGCCUGUUAUGUUACAAGAUCAUAUGCCAGACAAAGUGUUAUCAGCAUUAAAGAAGGUUGUAACUACAAUUGGACCGCGUAAACCCCAACGUCAACCAUCAAAUGCAUAUGUUACUUUACCUACAGAUAUACCAGAUACAGUACAUUUUAAUCAAUUUUUAAAUCAAGGAUGUGAACCGUCAUCUUUACCACCAAUUUUAGGUAGUAAUCAAAAUAUAUCAAAUCAAUUAUCAAAUAGAGCACAAUCGCCGUUAUCUUUAACAACAAACUCUCUUUCAACGCCUACAACACAACAUAAAUUAUGUUUAGAAACUUCAUUUACAAAUUUACAAAGUCCACAGGAUUCAAAUUCUGCCCAAAGAUUUAAUAUGUCAUCAAGUCGUCCAGAAUCGAAAGCCUCAUCAAUUGGUGGUAGUGUUUUUAAUCGUAGUCAAAUAAGUACAUCAACUGUUCAACAAUUUGAUAUAAAUAGUGUUCUGGACGAUGAUACAACAGCAGCACAAAGUCCAUCAUUUCCAAGUGAAGCAACAACUAUUAUUAUGGCUGAUGGAGUUACUAUACAAAUGGAAUCUCAUAAUCCAUUACAAAACUUCCAAUAUCCAUUAAAUGGAAUAAAUAAUAACAAUAUGAGUAUAUCAACUAUUGGGAGCCGUAGUAAGGUUGUUGCAUUUGAUAUUGAAGCGACAAAUAUAACAACUGCUGCCAUUAUUUCGAAAUCACCUUCAGUUUCACCACAAGUUCAAACACGAGGUAUUUUACAUAGACAUCAAUCGGAUAAAGCUAAACCACGCAGUUCUAAGAAACCAUCUUCAUUACCUAUUCCACUACGUAGAAGUUCGCUUGGUGGUGAUAUAAAACCUAUCGAUUUAAUACAUGACGAUUGGUUUGGUUUAGCUCCUUUAGCAAGUCCUGAAACGCUUUCAGAAAUAUCAAGCAUAUCUUCGAGAACAAGUAACGCUCUUAGUUUAGCAAACAGUAUUGAACGAUAUUUGCAAAAGAUGUCAGUAAAUGAAAAUAGUGUUAACAACACGGUUGUUGAAGAAGUUUUUGAAUCUCAGCUACAUACACCCAAAGUAAUGAGACGUGCUCCAAAAUUUACAGAGAAUUUGGCUAACUGUGCUAAUGAUAGUCGUGCUCAUGAGCAAUAUAAACGAAUGGGGCAAAUUUUCUUAACUAGUCCAAGAUUUUUAAGAUCACAAGAUAGUCAAGAUUCCAGCCAGGACAGUUUUGAGUCCGCUUCUUCAAAUUUAGUUUCCAAUAGACAAGAUGAGAAAAAUACAUCAAGUAUAACGAAUAGCAAUAUAAUAGAUCCGAAAAUCGUUAAUGCAUCUGGUUCAAAAUCAGCCGAUAAUUUAGAAGAAUCGCCGCUGCAAAAAACUCUUCACGAUGAUGAAAAUCAAAACAAAAAACUUACUUUUAGUGACUCGAAUAUUUUAAGUACUGAAUGCCAAAGUUUAUGUCCAAAAUGUCCCUGCAAAUCCUUUAAUGGAAAUAUAAAAGAAUGCUGUAAAUUAACUGACCAUAGUUCCUGCUUUAAUAAAUACUCUACAAUUCUUACCACCAAUACUAGUUCUUGUGAUACAUAUUAUAGUGCUAGUGCAUCAUCAAUCGAUCCGUCAACUUUAGUUGAUUCAAAACCAAGAACACCAACAAUCGAAGUAUUUUCAACACCUCAAAGCCAUUGCUCUGCAAAUUUAAAACCACCACCUUCUCCAGAAUUACCACGUCGUAUAAUAAAUUUUAGAAUUCCUGAAGAGACUAUUAAGGUUGUCCAAGAACAAAAUGAAUCUGGAGUACUGGAAUCCCAUUUUCCAUGUUUAGAUGAAGAAUUACUUUUGCCAAAAUCAAAAAAUAAUAAUAGUAAUAGCAAUAAUUUAUCAAGUCUAGAAAAUACAAACACUAGUUUAUCAUCAUCAGAUCAAGUUUCUCUUCUCCCUACUGAAAGUCCAAAAAAGAAACGUGUCACUAUUUCUAAUAGAGAAAAUAAUAAAAAUAAUAAUAACAGUGUUCAUUUUGUAAGUCGUCAACAACCUGGAAGAGUACAAUUUAAUAACAAUCAGAAACCGUCACCAAUUAUUAAAAAACGAAAUGGUAAUAACUCUAAUAGCAAUGGUGUUGGAGGUAGCACAAACAAUGACAAAAUUUUUACCAAAAAUGAUUCAUUACCCCUUUUAUCGCAUUUAACAGAAGCUAGAAUAUCUUCUCCAGGAUUUGUGAAAAGAAAAAGUUGCAUUUAUCCAGCAAAUAGUUCAGCUAGCCCAUCAAAACAACAACAACCUAGUACAAGUGGUAAGACUGAAAGUUAUGUAUAGAAAAUUAUAUUAAACAAUUCGUAGGAUAUAUUGUGUGUAUGUUGAAAUUAUAGGAAUAACAUUUGAAGCAAAAUUACACAUUGAAUUGAAUCGAUUUUAGAUUUAUAUAGAUUUAAUUAAAAAUUAAGUUUGUUAUUGUUGUUUUUGUUUAGCGUAUUUUAAGUUUAAAGUAGAUAAAUAAAUAGAAAUAUGAUGUGUUAGAUUUAAAAAAAACUCAAUUCUAAAAAUUCGAAAAUAAUUUUAACCACAUUUUAAAAAUUCUUAUUUGAAUUACAAAUUAUAGUUGCAAGAAUUAUACAAGUCUCGCUCUACGAUAUUUCAAUAAUAUCUAUGAACAUAAAUAUGUUAAAUAAUUGUGCUGUUGUAUAAUUAUCGGCAAGAAAUUCUUUCAAAUUCAAAUUUACUCAAAUAAAAAAUUUCUGUCUUGAAAGGAAACGUUCCCAGGAAUCAAAAGAUUUCUCAGGUAUAGAGAAGUAAUUACGUGUUGCUUUCCUAAGGCCCAAUCAAUAAAAACAAAGACAUGUACGCACAACAAAAUAUACCCAAUGAGACAAAUACAUCAAAUCCAAGAAAUAUAAAUGGAAAACUUGUCCAUAAAGGUGGAAUAUGCAUGUUUAAUUGUAUUUAUUGAAUCUUUUUUAGAAAUUACCAGUAACGGUCACCGCAUUAUGAAUUAUUCAAUGCAAUCUGUCCUCACUAUGGUAAAAAACACUAAUUGGAAAAAAAUUUAAAAGCCUUAAAUAAAAAUAAAAAAAAUUAAUAAAUUAAUUAAAUAUUUCAAAAAACAUUUAAAAACAAAAACCUUGCAUUUCACAAUAAAGUAAUUAGAAAUCGAGUUCAGCAGUCCGUUUCAAGUAACAACCCUUGUACUUUCCAUUAAAAAAAGUAUGUAAUGCCUACAGUCCUACUAUUCUACUGUAAAACUAACUAUCUUUUCUAUUUGUAAGGUGCUAAUCUUGUAUUUAAAUAAAAUUUACUCUGAUGCAGAACCAUGGUGCGACUCCGUCUAGUACAAGCGUAGAAUGAUCGCUAUAUAGAACUUUACAAUGAUAUAGUAAUAUAGAAAUUACAUUUUGUUAAAAUUAAGUUUAUCUUUUUCAACCUCCGUAAUAAGUUUUAACAAAUGUUACUUGAGAUACCUCCGAAUCCGAAUUAGAUUUAACAAUGGAAUUUAAAAUUUAUUUAAAAUUUUUUGAUUUAAAUUUCCUUUAUAAAUAAAUAAUAUGUAUUUGCUUUUUCUAGUUAGAAAAUUAAAUGAAAAACGUGUCGUCAAAAAGGAAAAAUAAAAAUAUGUUGUGCCAAAUUAAAUAAACUAUAUUAUACAAAUAAAAAUUAAAUAAAAAUCGUCAAUAAAUUACUAGAAGUCAAUUCCAAAAUAAAAGAAAAAAAUUAAAGAAAUUUUUUUAUAAAAAUUUAAAAUAAGUAGCUAG